CAAGAAACUUGGUGUUUUGUGAUUUUUUUGUUUAUUUUGUUUUCUACAUAAGAUAUUCCCGGUUGCUUGUUUGUGGACAUCUUCACUUAAAUUAAGUUGAUUGAUUCUGAGAAUAUUUUAAAAUAUACUUGAAUUUUAAAAUCGUAUUACUGUAUCGUUGAAUUCAAAAUGGAGAUGCUAAAUUUUCGUGCCAUUUUUUGCGUUUUUGUGUUUUUCAUUUGUGAGGCUUACGAAGUUCCAGAAACUAACGUAAUGGAUGACCUGUUUUAUGAAUACUAUCACGAGGCCAGACCUGCCACAGACCGAAAACCAGUCGUAAAGGUUUCUCAUCAACUCUCCAUAAACAGGGUGAUCAGUCUGGUGGACAAUCUUUUGGUGAUUGACACUUGGCAAGUGAUUUCGUGGGAGGACCCCCGUCUGGAGUGGGACAAAUCUUACCAUGAAAGUGUGGAUUCUCUUAAUAUUGAUCCAUCAAAAGUUUGGAAACCCGACAUUGUCAAUUUCAACAAUGCUGGAGGCAACUCUGGACUCAUUUAUAAUAACCUCCCUUUGGUAGUGUACCACACUGGACAAGUGGUGUACAUUCCUCCAACCCGUCUGACAACACAAUGCACACCUCACGGGGAGGUUUUCUAUUGCAUCUGGACGUUUGGCUCAUGGACACAUGACAUAAGAAAGCUGGACUUGAACAACACUCAGGGAAAGUUAGAUAUGUCAGAAUACGAGGAGAGUCCUAAAAUUGCCAUCAUAGAUUCCUCCGUUCACAGAAGGUUAAAAAAGUACGCCUGUUGUCCAAAUAGGUACGCAGUGGUGACUUAUAACCUUACAAUCAGGUGGAAAGACACAGACAGAUUCAGAGGCCUUGAACCAUUACAGAUGCCAGAGAUGUCCUCCAAUGCCACUUCUAAAAGUCUUCUCCAGAAUGAUGAACAGAUUGAGUCCCCUGAUGAUGUUCCAAAGGAUGUGCUGCCUGAGAAGAAUCUUCUGAACGUCACAAAAGAUAAAUAUGUGUAUACAAAUGAAAGCUACGAAACAGCAGAAGAACAAGAGGGAAAUCCACCAGAAUCAGUCCGAGAAAUCGACAACGAACCGGUUGCAUCUGAAAGUGAAAAUGUGGAUGAAGAGACUGUGACUCCGGCAGAGGACAUUAAUGCUGGACAGAGUGAAAGAGACAAUGAGCACAGUGAAGAUCAAACUGUAACAGAAGAUGUAAGGAAAGUUGGAGGGGAAGACAUGGAAAGUCCGAGAGAGAGCGAAAGUGAACAAAAAGAGACGGAGGAGAUUUCCAAAGAAACUUCUACAGAGACAACUUCCGGGCUGGGGAAAGUUUUAGGCGUUUUCAAGUAUUUUAGUACGUAAACGUGCAAGGGUUUUCCUAAGAACAUGCAAUACAUAUUUACAAAACGUUAUAAAUCGAAGUGUUAAUGUGUUUCUGUGGCCCUCUAAAAAUAAUUCGAUGCAUGGAUAAUUUCUAUAGCGUUUGUGGUCCUGAACGAAAAAAAAAAUCUUAUUGUUGACUGUGUCUGAUCACUGCAUGUAAAUUCUGUCUAAAUAUUACCAAAGGCAAAUGGAAUGUCAGAGAGGAACCGACGUGUUUGUAUAUACAUUCACUAGAGCAAAGUAACACUGUGUUAAACAAAAUGUUAAAUGUAUUGAUAGUCUGUAUAUGUACAUUUUAAUAGUUUUAAAUGUUUAUGUGAAACUAAAUAGGAUUUGUUUAAGACCCGGUGCUUGUUCUUUUUAAUUAUGUAAGAAUGUUUAUAUAAUGUCAUUUUUUUUAUUAUGUAUAUAUUUUUGACCUAUAAUAUAUCGGUUUAUGUAUGAACUUCAUGAAUAGUUGACUUUCGUAUAGUUUAUUUUUAUCAUUUAUUUACAUGUACAACAGCAGAUCUAUGUACAAUGAUAUCUACUCUACGUGACGUUGUUUAACAUAGUGCCAUGGUUUCCGACCAAAUUUUUUAGUAGAAAAAGUAAGGGAAAGCUCAGAAUUAGUAACGGGAGGAAAAUUAAGUAGGAUUUUUACCAAAUAUACAGGGAGUCUUUUCUUUAUCAUACAUCAUAUUGAACAACACCUCAAGUAGAGAUUUGACAUCUGAAUCUAUUUCUGGAUGCUCAACUUUCUUCACUGAAACGUUGAAUGUUAUUUUUUUUUUUUAGGAUUGAUGUACAUUUCCUAUAGCUGUUCCCCUUUUCUCUAUUUAAUGAAAAAUAAAUGAGACGUUAACAAA
Messenger RNA from Saccostrea echinata, 2228 nucleotides. Its product is annotated as neuronal acetylcholine receptor subunit alpha-6-like. The coding region runs from base 169 to 1359 and encodes 396 amino acids. Gene Ontology annotation, molecular function: extracellular ligand-gated monoatomic ion channel activity; transmembrane signaling receptor activity; neurotransmitter receptor activity. The record is from RefSeq and is a predicted model, not a curated record. The transcript has 4 exons. Gene Ontology annotation, cellular component: membrane; synapse; neuron projection. Gene Ontology annotation, biological process: signal transduction; monoatomic ion transmembrane transport; regulation of membrane potential. Lineage: Eukaryota; Metazoa; Mollusca; Bivalvia; Ostreida; Ostreidae.